Trachemys scripta elegans is the source of this 7694-nucleotide messenger RNA. It is a transcript of the gene CAND1, whose product is annotated as cullin associated and neddylation dissociated 1. The record is from RefSeq and is a predicted model, not a curated record. Bases 298 to 3990 code for a protein of 1230 amino acids. Lineage: Eukaryota; Metazoa; Chordata; Testudines; Emydidae. Gene Ontology annotation, cellular component: nucleus. The transcript has 15 exons. Gene Ontology annotation, biological process: SCF complex assembly; protein ubiquitination.
CGCGCGGCUCGCGAGAGCUUCCUUGAACUUUGACCUCGCCCCAAGCGCGAGCUGUGGCCGUCUCGGGUUCUGUUCCUUUCCCCUCCUCUCGCCUGAGCGAGGCCGCUCCCUCCCCCCCGUGUCACCAAGUGGCGAUGAGCCUGCCCUCCCGGCGGCGCCCUCACUGAUCCCCUCCCUUCUCGCUCCGCGCCGCCCCCGCGGACACAGCCGCCGCCGCACCCAGCCAGCGCCGUCCCCAGCAGCGGGCGAGGUGGAGCCGGCGAGGCCCAGACGACGCCCCCCACCGGGACCAUCAACAUGGCGAGCGCCUCCUACCACAUCUCCAACCUGCUGGAGAAAAUGACAUCCAGCGACAAGGACUUCAGGUUUAUGGCUACAAAUGACUUGAUGACUGAACUACAGAAGGAUUCCAUCAAGUUGGAUGAUGACAGUGAAAGGAAGGUCGUGAAGAUGAUUCUGAAGUUACUAGAAGAUAAGAAUGGCGAGGUGCAAAACUUGGCUGUCAAAUGUCUUGGCCCUUUGGUGAGUAAAGUGAAGGAGUAUCAAGUGGAGACCAUUGUGGAUACACUCUGUACUAACAUGCUUUCAGAUAAAGAGCAGCUACGUGAUAUUUCAAGCAUUGGCCUUAAAACAGUCAUUGGAGAACUUCCUCCAGCUUCCAGUGGAUCUGCAUUAGCAGCUAAUGUUUGUAAAAAGAUCACAGGGCGUCUUACAAGUGCUAUAGCCAAGCAGGAAGAUGUGUCUGUCCAAUUAGAGGCCUUGGAUAUCAUGGCUGAUAUGCUGAGCAGGCAAGGAGGACUGCUUGUUAACUUCCAUCCUUCAAUUCUGACCUGUCUGCUCCCCCAGCUGACUAGUCCCAGGCUUGCUGUGAGGAAAAGAACCAUCAUUGCUCUUGGUCACUUGGUUAUGAGUUGUGGCAAUAUAGUUUUUGUUGACCUCAUUGAACAUCUGUUGACAGAGCUGUCUAAAAACGAUUCCAUGUCAACAACUAGGACCUAUAUACAGUGUAUUGCUGCUAUCAGUAGGCAAGCAGGUCAUAGAAUAGGUGAAUAUCUUGAGAAAAUAAUCCCUUUAGUGGUAAAAUUUUGUAAUGUAGAUGAUGAUGAACUAAGAGAAUAUUGCAUUCAAGCUUUUGAAUCUUUUGUUAGGAGAUGUCCUAAGGAAGUUUAUCCUCAUGUGUCUACCAUUAUAAACAUUUGUCUUAAAUACCUUACCUAUGAUCCUAAUUACAAUUAUGAUGAUGAAGAUGAAGAUGAAAAUGCCAUGGAUGCUGAUGGUGGUGAUGAUGAUGAUCAAGGGAGUGAUGAUGAAUAUAGUGAUGAUGACGAUAUGAGCUGGAAAGUGAGACGUGCAGCAGCUAAAUGUUUAGAUGCUGUGGUUAGCACACGACAUGAAAUGCUUCCAGAAUUCUACAAGACCGUAUCUCCUGCUUUAAUAGCCAGAUUCAAAGAGCGUGAGGAGAAUGUAAAAGCAGAUGUUUUCCAUGCGUAUCUUUCUCUCUUAAAACAAACUCGACCUGUGCAGAGUUGGCUGUGUGAUCCUGAUGCAAUGGAACAAGGAGAGACACCUUUGACAAUGCUUCAGAGUCAGGUUCCCAACAUAGUUAAAGCCUUGCACAAACAGAUGAAGGAGAAGAGUGUGAAGACUCGUCAAUGUUGUUUUAACAUGCUAACUGAACUGGUAAAUGUUUUACCUGGAGCCCUAACACAACACAUUCCUGUACUUGUGCCAGGGAUAAUUUUUUCACUGAAUGACAAAUCAAGUUCCUCUAAUUUGAAGAUUGAUGCUUUGUCUUGUCUGUACGUGAUCCUGUGUAACCAUUCUCCCCAAGUCUUCCAUCCUCAUGUUCAAGCACUGGUGCCUCCAGUUGUAGCUUGUGUUGGAGAUCCUUUUUACAAGAUAACAUCAGAGGCACUUCUGGUUACACAGCAGCUUGUGAAGGUCAUUCGUCCUUUAGACCAGCCUUCUUCCUUUGAUGCCACACCUUAUAUCAAAGAUUUGUUUACUUGCACCAUCAAGAGACUGAAGGCUGCUGACAUUGAUCAGGAAGUAAAAGAGAGGGCAAUCUCCUGUAUGGGCCAGAUCAUCUGCAGCCUUGGUGAUAAUCUGGGCACAGACCUGCCUACUACACUUCAGAUCUUCCUAGAGAGACUAAAGAAUGAGAUUACUCGGUUAACGACAGUGAAGGCUUUGACGCUGAUUGCUGGUUCUCCUUUGAAGAUAGAUCUGAGACCAAUCCUUGGGGAAGGAGUUCCUAUCCUUGCCUCUUUCCUCAGAAAGAACCAGCGAGCUUUGAAACUAGGCACGCUUUCUGCUCUAGAUAUCUUAAUUAAAAAUUACAGUGACAGCUUGACAGCUGCCAUGAUUGAUGCUGUCCUGGAUGAGCUUCCACCUCUUAUCAGUGAAAGUGAUAUGCACGUUUCACAGAUGGCCAUCAGUUUUCUAACUACCCUGGCUAAAGUGUAUCCUUCCUCCCUCUCAAAGAUCAGUGGGUCCAUUCUUAAUGAACUUAUUGGCCUGGUGAGAUCACCAUUAUUGCAGGGUGGAGCACUUAGUGCUAUGCUAGAAUUUUUCCAAGCUUUGGUUGUGACUGGAACAAAUAACUUAGGAUAUAUGGAUUUAUUACGCAUGUUAACAGGUCCAGUGUACUCGCAGAGCACUGCACUUACUCACAAGCAGUCUUAUUAUUCCAUUGCCAAAUGUGUAGCUGCCCUUACACGCGCUUGCCCUAAAGAGGGACCAGCUGUAGUAGGUCAGUUCAUUCAGGAUGUCAAGAAUUCAAGGUCCACAGAUUCCAUUCGUCUUUUAGCUUUGCUGUCUCUUGGGGAAGUUGGGCAUCACAUUGAUCUAAGUGGACAAAUUGAGCUCAAGUCUGUAAUACUAGAAGCAUUCUCCUCUCCUAGUGAAGAAGUCAAGUCUGCAGCAUCUUAUGCCCUUGGCAGUAUUAGUGUUGGCAAUCUUCCUGAAUAUCUACCAUUUGUCUUACAAGAAAUAACCAGUCAGCCUAAGAGGCAAUACCUACUUCUCCAUUCUUUGAAAGAAAUAAUUAGCUCUGCAUCAGUGGUAGGCCUCAAACCAUAUGUUGAGAACAUCUGGGCCUUACUGCUGAAACACUGUGAGUGUGCAGAAGAGGGUACCAGGAAUGUUGUUGCUGAAUGCUUGGGCAAGCUUACUUUAAUAGACCCAGAGACUCUGCUACCACGGCUCAAGGGAUAUUUGGCAUCAGGGUCAUCAUAUGCGCGAAGUUCAGUGGUUACUGCUGUGAAGUUCACGAUUUCUGAUCAUCCACAACCCAUAGAUCCCCUAUUAAAGAACUGCAUAGGUGAUUUUCUAAAAACAUUGGAAGACCCAGAUCUCAAUGUAAGGAGAGUGGCCCUAGUGACGUUUAAUUCAGCAGCACACAAUAAACCAUCAUUAAUAAGAGACCUUUUAGAUACUGUGCUUCCUCAUCUUUACAAUGAAACAAAAGUCAGAAAGGAACUAAUAAGAGAGGUGGAAAUGGGACCAUUCAAGCAUACAGUUGAUGAUGGGCUGGACAUUAGAAAGGCAGCUUUUGAGUGCAUGUACACUCUUUUAGAUAGCUGUCUCGAUAGGCUAGACAUAUUUGAAUUCCUAAACCAUGUUGAAGAUGGUUUGAAGGAUCAUUAUGACAUUAAGAUGCUAACGUUUUUAAUGUUGGUGAGACUAUCUACUCUUUGUCCAAGUGCAGUACUGCAGAGGUUGGAUAGGCUUGUCGAACCCUUACGUGCCACAUGUACAACAAAGGUAAAGGCAAACUCAGUGAAACAGGAGUUUGAAAAACAAGAUGAACUGAAGCGGUCUGCCAUGAGGGCAGUAGCAGCCCUUCUAACCAUUCCAGAAGCAGAGAAGAGUCCGUUAAUGAGUGAAUUUCAGUCACAGAUAAGCUCUAACCCUGAGCUGGCAGCAAUCUUUGAAAGUAUCCAGAAAGAUUCAUCAUCCACUAACUUAGAAUCAAUGGACACUAGUUAGAUGUUUGUUCAAAAUGGGGACCAUUACGUUGAACCAUAUGAUGCACUGAAUUGACAGGUUAAGAGUAAGAAACAGAAAAAUAUCUAAUCUUCACAUUGUUCCACUUUAUUUACCUUUAUGGAGACAGUUGGCUUUUUCCCAUUGUUGCUUUUCUAGCAUUUAUUCCAGAAAUACGUAUUUCCAUGAUCCAGAAGUUGUAAACCACUCAUGUUUUAGUGGAUUUGGCCACAUUUGAAAUGGAAAUAAAAGGUUAAAACAUAUGGUGUAUGGAAAUAGGUUCCAACAUCCAUUUGCCCUGUAAUGUUUAGGAUUAAAAUGUUAAAAUUUUGUGACCAUGUUUUUUUUUCUUUUUUUAAAAUUUUCUUCUUUCUGUAAAAACAAAACCACCAUGUUUUUGUAUAACUUUUAUUCUUUUGUGUUUCAGCUACAUAAAUUGAUUUGGCUGGCCGAUAAGAAAUUCUUCUGUGUAAGAUUUAUUAUAUUGCAGAGGUUUUGGGCACAGUUUAAAAAAUGCAGACAUAGGUAAAUGUCAUUUUUAAAGGUGUGGGGAUUAGAAAAUUAAUAUCCCUGUUGUGCACACUAACUUUGCAUGAGCAAGUUUACAAAUAUAUAUUGUCUGUAAAACAGCAUGUGCAGUUUAUUCAUAAUACAUCUUAAAAUAAGUAAUACUGCAUCAGUGCAAUUUUCAGGUAUUUAUUUUUACAUAGAAAAUGCAUUCAUAGAGGAAGGGAAGAGGGUUAAAUUUGAAUCUGUUUUUUUAAGUGUAGGUGUGGUGAACUACAGGUAUUUUUACAGUGAAAGUAAUUUUGUCUGCUAAACCAGUGUUUCCCAACAUGGAGGAUGGAUUCCCCUGGAGGUGUGGGGGUAGACAAGCAAGGAGGUUGGGAUGGUUGGGCAGAGAAUAGUAGGUGGGAGAAAACUGCAUAACUCUGGACCCAGCUCACCCUCUAUUAUAAAUGUGUGCCAGAAGGUGGCUUCUUGAAAGGCCUCUGCCUUGCAUCCCUCAGCUCUUAAUAGUGCAAGUAAUGUGCAGCAUUGCUGCCAGGAAACUCUUCUCUUUCGUAAUAGUGGUCAGAAGGAAUAGCACAUGUGUUCUGGUCACAUUGAAUCAUCAAUGGACUCCCAUACCUGAAGCAUCUGGUGAGUGGGAAACACAGGAACAGUCAUGAAUGAGACCAAACUGGAAAACUAGAUAGCAAAAAGAUACACAAGAAAAGAAGUAGUAAUAAAUGGACAAAGACUGCAGCAACUGUGCCGGGGCCUCGUGAAGGGGGACACUGAGGUGGUGGGUGCUUGUCCAUCAAUUCAUUGGAAGUGGCUUCAUCAGAAAAAAGUUGGAAACCCACUGCCUUAAACUGAUUAAUGUAAAAUUCCAAUCUCUGUUUCAUAUCUUUCUCUAGUUUAGUUUUGCUUGAUAACUUUUAGCCAUUUAGAAAUUCUUGAAGCCCAAUACUACCACCUUUUUCUAGCAAACAUUGAUUCUUACAGGACUACCUGUAGCAUGCUUUGUCUAAGAAUUCUGUGGCGCUUAGUAGGUUGUCAGGAUUUGUUAGCUAACAGAGGUGAAUUGUUUAAUUUUACUUACCCAUUUAUACCUUGGUGGGGUUUUGAUGCCUUUUACUUUAAAAGGACCUGAACUGAGAGGAAAAGUUUACAUGAACUCAUACAGUAGUUACAGUUUCAAAUAAUGGGGCAACAUUAGCAUCAUUUGAUGUUGUAGCUUCUGAUCUAUCCUCAAAAUCUUCAUGCUUAUGUAACUGGAAGUUGACUUCUGGAAAUGGAGUUGGUCAGUUUAUCUCCUUCAAGUACCAACAUAUUUAAAUGUAGUGGAAGGGGGACUAAAGGUGAAAAGUAGUGAUGGCUGAUUUUAGUGAGAAAUUAUAUUUGGAAAAUGCACCUUUUUAUUAUUGGAACCAUGAAUUGAGUAUUUCCUCUGCUGUGUACCUUAUCUGUUUUAACAACUGUACUAAUUAAGAAUGUAUUGUGGUUAUUAGUUAACAGCAAAAUACUAGGAUCCUACGUUGUCUAAUGUGCACUCACAAUAAGUGCGAAGGGUUUAUAGACUUAGACAUAGGAAAGGACAAUCUGAAAAUUUAAGCUUCGUAAGGGACACUGAAAGAGUAAAUUUAGAUACAAGUGUAAUAAGACUUCUCCUUGGAGAAAUUGCUACAUAUUAGUCAGUAUUACAAGGUAUCUAAUGUUGUGGAUACUCAAACUUACUUGGUUUUCUUGUUCCACAGUAAAUUGCAAUACAGCAAGCUCCAGGACUAAGCAGGAGCUUGAGAUUCUAUUUGGUUGACAUUUCUCUGUAAAAUGCAGAGUUUCAAGGCCAAACAUUGAAAGAUGUGAAAGAAAGCGUAGCACAGUAAGCGGAACAAACAAUAUAUAAGCUACACUUUGACCAUUGAAGUUGCAGGUAGGGGAGGAAGAGAGAACUAAAUUUUCUUAUGCAGAAGAAAACUUUUAGGACAAAAUUACAGAAAUGAAAGUAUGGUAAGAUUUCUGGUCAGUAAUUACAAAGAAACUCAUUGUCUUCCAACAAAGCAGGAAGUCACUACAUCAGAUUUAAACAUGUAUUUAGGUGCCUAAAGAUACAAACUGGCAUCUAGCGGGGCUUACAAAAGUGCCUGUCUUGCACCUUCAGCACCUCAAUGCCCUCCCAUCCUUCUUUCGUAGCAUAGUUUGUGAUGCAGACAGUGCUAUUUAUCAUAUGAAAUGAUAGUGUAGGAGUUUUUCAAAUUUUAAGGUAAGUGUUUGACAAUAUGUAUAUUAAACCACUGUUAAAAAAAAUCAAGUAACUUACAACUCUGAAAGCUUAUGCUCAUUUUCUAUUCUGAUUGACAUUUUGUCCCUCAAAUUUGUCAGACUUGUUUUCUCCUAGAAAGUAUCAGUAAAAUGGCAACUGUUGCUGCAGCACCAGCACGGUUCAGUUUGAGUGAAUCGAAACAGUGGCGAGUGUUUAUAAAAUCUUUUGAAAAAAUCUUCAUACUUAGGCUUUGUCUACACUGGCACUUUCAUUGCUAAAACUUUUGUUGCUCAGGGGUGUGAAAAACGCCCGCUGAAUGACACAAGUGUUAAUGAUGAAAAGUGCUGGUAUGGACUUACUGGUGUGGACCUACUGCCCCCCGUUGGAGGUGAUUUUAUUUUGUAGCCGGGAGAGCGCUCUUCUGGCAAUAAAGAGUGGCCACACAGCACACUUUACAACGGCACGGCUGCAGCGGCACAGCCGCGCCGUUGUAAGGUGUGCAGUGUGGACAUAGCCUUAGUUAGCUUUCUGGUUUGUUUAAAUAUAAUUGCUAAAAACAGCUGAAUUGGUGAUUGUAUUUUCUAUUGCAUGUCUUAGCAUUAGGCUAUUAUGAAUUUGCCUGCGGUAGGAGAAUUGGAAAGAGAAACUUAAUGAAAGCUUUGGGAGAGCAUUCUCAUACAAUAUUUCUUUCCAUUGUUUGAGAUAUUAUCUGCUUACAGAUCUUUCCCUAUCGAUUUCCUCCUUUCAGUGAGCAAACUGACUUCAGUUUUUGGAUGUCACUGAAAUGAACAGCUGUUUGUAGUUACUUUAUCAGUGCACAAGGACAGCACAGCUCUAAGAACACUGUUCAUUAGUUGACUGCCGCAAAGCCUGCACCAGGAAGAUUGGGAUGCAAAGUGUUUUUUUGAUAAACAAUUUAAGGCAUGGUUCUCUAAAAAGUGACUAUUAAAAUGGCAUC